Molecule: messenger RNA, 519 nt
Organism: Exophiala dermatitidis NIH/UT8656
Lineage: Eukaryota; Fungi; Ascomycota; Eurotiomycetes; Chaetothyriales; Herpotrichiellaceae
Exons: 1
Coding region: 1-519 (172 amino acids)
Source: RefSeq, a predicted model, not a curated record
AUGGCGGACAAGACGCCAACCUUUCUCUCUCGAUUGUUGGGAACAUGGGAACUGCUCUCGUUCGUGGCAAUAAACGUCGACGAUCCCAAAGACAUAACCUACCCCAUGGGCGAGGCAUGCAAAGGACAGAUCAUGUACAGCGAGGAUGGUUACAUGGCAGCUGUGCUACAAUGGGGCUAUGUCGAGUCUUACCAGACCGACUGGUUUCAUGCUUCAAUGGAGGAGUUUGCCAAUGCAGGAAGGAAAACCAUGGCCUACUGUGGUCCAUUCUACCUCAAUGAGCAGCCCGGUGACCACCAAAGAGUCUUUCAUCAUGCGGAGAUCAGUAUUCCCCCGAAUUGGAACGAUACAAUCCAGCUUCGUUUGGCACAGAUGACGGAGGAAGGCGGAGAAACCAUUUUGACUUUGGGUCCGGAAUGCCCGAUGCAACAAGACGGUGUCUCUCGUGUCCUUCGUCUCAGAUGGCACAAGUUGCCCAGAAAUGAAUCAACAAAAGCACCGGAUGAGCAUGUACUGUGA